Molecule: messenger RNA, 1792 nt
Organism: Homalodisca vitripennis (glassy-winged sharpshooter)
Lineage: Eukaryota; Metazoa; Arthropoda; Insecta; Hemiptera; Cicadellidae
Gene: Adsl
Product: adenylosuccinate lyase
Exons: 9
Coding region: 116-1549 (477 amino acids)
Biological process (GO): 'de novo' AMP biosynthetic process
Cellular component (GO): cytosol
Molecular function (GO): N6-(1,2-dicarboxyethyl)AMP AMP-lyase (fumarate-forming) activity; (S)-2-(5-amino-1-(5-phospho-D-ribosyl)imidazole-4-carboxamido) succinate lyase (fumarate-forming) activity
Source: RefSeq, a predicted model, not a curated record
UAGCUGUCUGCUUCAAUUCAAAAUGAACAGUGGGUGAAUAACAGUGUGCCGGGUGUUUUAUUCCUCAAGUUUACUAACCUUACUUUUUAUUUCGUGUAUAUUUGUUUCAAUAAAAAUGACGUCGAAUUAUAAAUCCCCUCUCUCAACUCGAUAUGCUUCCAAGGAAAUGCAGUUUACAUUUAGUGAGUUAAAUAAAUUUUCUACAUGGAGGAAAUUAUGGAUUUACUUGGCUGAAGCAGAAAAGGAGUUAGGUCUAGAGAUCACAGAUGCCCAGAUCGAGGAGAUGAAAGCGAAUGUAGACAAUAUAGACUUUGUUGCCGCAGCGGAGGAGGAGAAGCUGACUCGUCAUGACGUGAUGGCACAUGUCCACGUGUUUGCCAAGGCGUGUCCACUGGCAGCCCCCAUUAUCCACCUGGGUGCCACCUCCUGCUACGUGGGGGAUAACACUGAUGUGAUUAUCCUAAGAGAAGGCUUUGACAUCUUGUUGCCGAAGCUGGCCAGCUGUAUUAGUCGUUUGGCUCAUUUUGCAGACACUUACAAGAGCUUGCCCACACUUGGCUUUACCCACAUGCAACCGGCCCAGCUAACUACAGUGGGUAAACGGGCUUGUUUGUGGCUACAAGACCUGCUUAUGGAUGAGCGAGCUCUAUCACGUGCCAGGGAUGACUUACGAUUCCGAGGAGUCAAAGGCACUACAGGCACUCAAGCUUCCUUUAUGGCUCUCUUUAAUGGAGAUGGGAACAAGGUGAAGGAGUUGGACCGUCUAGUAACUCAGAAGGCUGGCUUCCCAUCAGCCUUCACCAUCUGCGGCCAGACGUACACUCGCAAGGUUGAUGUAGAGUGUGUCGGAGUACUUGCUAGUCUUGGAGCCUCCCUCCAUAAGAUGUGUUCAGACCUGCGGCUGCUGGCCCACAUGAAGGAGGUGGAGGAACCGUUUGAGAGCACACAAAUUGGGUCGAGUGCGAUGGCGUACAAACGCAACCCCAUGCGCUCAGAACGAGUAUGUGCACUGGCUCGUCACCUGAUCACGUUGCAAAAUUCUGCCCUCAACACGGCUGCCACUCAAUGGAUGGAGCGAACUCUUGAUGACAGUGCUAACAGGCGUCUGACACUGUCUGAGGCAUUCUUGAGUGCGGACGCGGUGUUGAUGACUCUCCAAAACAUUGUGGAGGGGCUGGUUGUCUAUCCCAAGGUGAUAGAGAAACACAUACGUCAAGAGCUGCCUUUUAUGUGCACAGAGAACAUCAUCAUGGCUGUGGUCAAGUCUGGCGGAGACAGACAGGUCUGCCAUGAGCACAUCCGGGUGCUGUCCCAAGAGGCUGGGCUUGCGGUAAAGCGGGACGGUCUGGACAAUGAUCUUUUGGAGAGAAUCCGGCAACAUCCAUACUUCCAGAGCAUUCUGAACCAGCUAGACUCUCUCCUUGACCCUUCCACUUUCGUGGGCAGAGCUCCCGAUCAGGUGGCAGAGUUUCUGAAGGAUGAAGUGGCUCCUGUACUCAAGAAGUAUGAAGGCAAAAUCAGUGAGAAGUCUGUUACACUAGAGAUUUAAGUUGACUGCCAAGUUUUUAGUUGUUAUUUUUUAAACCAGCGGUGCUGAUGUGCAUUUAAAGCAAAAUCAGGUUUACUGUCAAAAUGGAAUUGUUACGUGUAUAUUGUUAUUUUUAUACAUGGUAGUGUAGGGAAGCUGAACAUUUGUUCGAAAUAUAUAGUUUUGUAUUUUAUAUCAUAUAAUUUUAUCAGAGUUAGAAAAUGUAUUUGGAUAUGCAUUAAUAAAAAAGUUAUGCUGAAUUAA